UUGUUUCUUCUUGCUACUCAAUCUAUUUUUCUCUUACAAUAUAUCACCAUAUCCUUCUUUUCUAAUAUCUUUUUUGGCUUUAUUCCAUCUUUAUCAUCAUCUACAUCAAACCGCAGAUCUCCCUUUUUCUCUAUUACAUAUAGCUACAAGCAAAAUACUUUUGCUUCAUCAAAGAUUUCAUGCAAUACAGCGAUCCAAACCCUUGAAAAUUUUAAGCAAAAUUGGUUAAACAAGGUGGAUCCGAGGCAUGCAUGGAAAGAGGACACUUCCUUCUGACGAGGGAAAUGAUGAUCAAAUCUUGCAUACUCACCACCAACCAUCUCUUUAUGAUCAAGGCCAAUCGUUUCUUGCUCACGCCAUGGCCGGUAACCACAGGCUGGAUGAACAUGUUCAAGAAAAUCUUGAAUCUGCUAAUACUGAUCAAGGGAUGAGAAGAAGACACUAUAGAGGAGUGAGACAAAGACCAUGGGGAAAGUGGGCAGCCGAAAUCCGUGACCCAAAGAAGGCUGCUCGUGUCUGGCUUGGAACCUUUGACACGGCAGAAGCUGCUGCAGCUGCCUAUGAUGCAGCUGCUCUAAAGUUCAAAGGCACAAAAGCUAAGCUCAAUUUCCCUGAACUUGUUCAACAAAGAUCUGCUAAUAAUCUAUGCACCAGCUUCUCGCCAGCUCCUAAUUACCAAAACCCACAUCUUCUUCCAAAUAAUAAUAAUAUUCUUGUUUCUACAUCAUCAUCAGCUGGCAAUAUUAAUCCUCCUCCUCAUCCAUUUCAACCUCCAUUGACACACGAAGCGUUCCCAAAUCUUUUGCAGUAUGCGCAGCUACUCUCAAGCGAUGAUAAUAGCUAUCUGCAGUAUGCUGCAUCUUCAGGUCUUUACUAUAAUUAUAAUCCAGAGCCAUUUGUUUCAGGAUCUUUCUCAAUGGCAUCUUCUUCAUCCUCAGCUUCUUUAUCUGGAGUAAACCAACAACAAGGUGAAGAUGAUUUUUCGAGGUUUUUUCCACAGAUGGUUUCUGGGUUUCCUUCUGCUACUCAUCAGCAUCAUUUUCUUGAUGAGGAGAGGAAGUUUGAUGAUAAUACUCCCAGGAGUAAUUAAUUUACGUAUCAAUUAGGGUUCAUGAAUCUACGUUUUACAAGAAGCUGCACUUCUGGGAUCUUGAUCCUUAUCUCAGGUUUAUAAUAAAAAUACUGUUAAGUUCUAUUUCUUUAUGUUCAAAGACAACGCUUAUUUCAUUUUCAAGUAGAACUAAAUUAACCUGAGAUAAUACAAUUUAAAAAUAAAUGUAUAUAUGCUUUUGAGAACUUCAUUAUUUUACAAUCAGAUUUCAUGAAUCACUAGUUUAUUUUA
This is a messenger RNA of Manihot esculenta (cassava), 1342 nucleotides long. Its product is annotated as ethylene-responsive transcription factor ERF113. Gene Ontology annotation, molecular function: DNA binding; DNA-binding transcription factor activity. The record is from RefSeq and is a predicted model, not a curated record. NCBI's taxonomy places the organism in Eukaryota, Viridiplantae, Streptophyta, Magnoliopsida, Malpighiales, Euphorbiaceae. The transcript has 2 exons. Bases 248 to 1090 code for a protein of 280 amino acids. Gene Ontology annotation, biological process: ethylene-activated signaling pathway; regulation of DNA-templated transcription.